Molecule: messenger RNA, 5162 nt
Organism: Lepisosteus oculatus (spotted gar)
Lineage: Eukaryota; Metazoa; Chordata; Actinopteri; Semionotiformes; Lepisosteidae
Gene: ncapd3
Product: non-SMC condensin II complex, subunit D3
Biological process (GO): mitotic chromosome condensation; meiotic chromosome condensation
Cellular component (GO): condensin complex; condensed chromosome, centromeric region
Molecular function (GO): histone binding
Source: RefSeq, a predicted model, not a curated record
UACACGUCUGAUUUAAAGUCAAGUUUUGAAAAGUUAACCAUGAAUCCAAAGUAACAAUAAAAAUAGAUGGGAGGCAGAAAAGAAAUUUAUCAGAACAAUAUUAAAGUGCAGUGGGUGUGUUCAUACGUAAUAAAAAAAACCGAACCGCGCAUGCGUUCUACUGUUUGUUUUGGCGCGUGGAUUCAAUUUUGACGUUGUCCGGGAAACAUGGAUCUGCUGGACUCUUUGCAAUUACUGAGAAUUAAAGAAAUUGCCAGUGAAUGGGUCGAUACUGUGUGGGAAUCGGAUUUCACUGAAACAGAUCCGUUGGAUGCUCGCAUUGAGGGAGAAGUAGCUGAAUAUGGACCGGACGCAUUCCGAAAUGUUUAUAAGUGCCUGCUGCCCUUUGCUACAGAACACAAAGAAGUUACGGAAAGUGUUUGGACUCUUUUUGCUGAAAAUGGGGUCCCUGCCAAUGCGCUGGUGGCACUGCUGUCCCACUUCGUCCAGGUGGCUCAGGGUCGGAGUGCCAGCGUCCCCCAGAGGGAAUGUGCCCUGCAGGCAGCUGCCCUCUACUUCCUCCUCUUGGAAAUCCCAGGUAGUGUAGCCAACAAGCUUUUCCACGCCGUGCUGUUUGACAAGUGUCUGGACACUGUAAAGAAGAGCUGGCCUCAAGCCUUGGAUUCAGGGAGGAAACGCAAGAAGGAUACUGCCAAGGGCUCCCAGGGGGAUCUCAAGGGCAGGAAAAGGCCCAAACCCCCAAGGAGUGAAGAAGCAGAGAUGGAGGAUGAGCUUGAAGAGGAAGAGGAAGAGGAAGAGGAGGUCUACAUGUCUGGAAAUGACCUCUUGCGAAUUCGAGAGAGUGUCUUCUGCCUAGUGAAAAACUUCUUCAGGCUGCUGGAAAAAUUCCCUCUGAAAGAUAAGCCGCAGAGUGUUCAGCACUGCAUGCAGAUUUUUGUCGAUCUGACCGGUUUUGAACCAGUGAUUGGAGAGGUGAUGUUUUCAGAAACACCGGAUGUUCACAAGAUGAAAACCCUCCCUGAACUGGCCUAUCAUGGACUGAGGCUGCUCUAUUCUCCAUCACAUGGGGACCGAAUCCAGACAGUGCGGAGAAUCUUCCACAAGCUCCUGUACGUCAUUUUAAUGAUGAGCGUGAGGGAAGGGUCCCGCCCUUCUCUUUUGACUCCGACACAGCAUGUAGUUGGAGCGAGGGAUUUGGCCAUUAGAUUUGUGAGUCACAUUGCCGAUGAGCUGAAGGACGCCGUGCUUCCAGUUUUUCGGAUCCUUCUCCAGCACAUCUGCGCUAAGGUGGCCGAUAAGACAGACUAUCGCACACACGGAGCUCAGGCUCUGGUAAAACUGCUGGAUAAAAUGCCUUGUGCAGAAUAUGCUUCCUUCAUCGAGUGGCUGUACAAAUACUCCUGCAACAAAAAGACCCAGUACCGGGUGUUUGCCCUGGACGUGGCGAUGGCUCUGAUGGAGCGGCCGGAGCGGGCUCCCUUGAGUUCGCUGCCCCCGGAGCAGGCCGCGUUCCUGCAGCACAAGUUCCUGGUGCAGGUGAUGGUCUUCGGCCGCUGCUCGGACAAGGCCCCCACGGUGCGCAGCCGCGCGCUCUCCGGCCUGGCGCAGUGCCUGCAGCUGCAGGUGCCCAGCGCCCUGGAGGGCAUCCAGGAGCUGCUCCUGAGCAGUGCUACACGAACAGUCCUUGAUGUGAAUCAGACAAACAAAGUGGACAGUUCUGAAGGUACCCGUAAUAUCUCUGAAACAAACACUCAUAGGACUGCAGGAAUAUUCAAGACCAUUGAAAUCACAAAUGAGGAGGACAGAACAAUUUUUCAUUCGAAUGAAACUAUUGCCAUGCUCAGACAGCGGGCAAGUGAUGAAAAUACCACUGUGAGAAAAUCGUCUCUGCAGGUUUUGAUGAAUCUUCUAAAAUACAAAGUGGUCCCCUGCUCCCCAGAAGAUCUAUCGAUUCUCCAGGAUCACUGCCGAGACCCUGCGGUCUCUGUCCGGAAGCAGGCUUUGCAGUGCCUCACCGACCUGCUUACUGCUCAGCCAGAAAACAAUUUAGUGCAGAAGGCCUGGCUGACAGGGGUGGUACCUGUUGUUUUGGACACCGAAAGCUCCAUUCAGGAGAAAGCCCUGGACUGCCUAGAGCAAACAAUCUUUCGCCACAUCAAGAACUACAGCUGCUUCAGUGAUGCUGACUGUGGACAAAGACUGGCCUGGGAUCUCCUGACACACCUGUGUGGGGAGAGUGAGGAUCUUUGUCGUUACAUAAACAAAGCCUUCAGUGCCUGGGCCAAGCAAGAUAAAUUCUCCUCUGCUUUCAUUAACAACCUGAUCUCUCACACCAACACUGAGCACUCCACCGCAGCCUGGCUGCUGCUCUCCAAGGUGGCUGGAUCUGCCACCAAGCUCAACUGUGGCAAGAUUUUGGACGCAUGGGACAACAUUGUAAGUAAUCAAGCUAUGGCCAAUUCAACAACUUGCCACGUACUGCGUGUAAUCGGACACAUUGCUAAACAUCUUAAUGAGGAUACUAAGGAGAGACUAAUUGAUGACAUUAUGAAAUGGCUGAAGAGCUUCCUGGCCCCCUUGAUGGUGAUCAGCGCCUGUGUCAACACUCUGAACAGCCUGGCACAGCGGGAGUCUGUGGUCGACACGCAGAGAGUUUUGAAUCAGUACUGUGGAGAGGUGGUCUCCCUCUGUGAUGCCUAUCUAUCAAAAAUUAUCCUGAGUGAAAGAGAUCAAGAUAUGGAUGAAGACCGGAUGGUGAAGUAUGUCUUCACUCUUGGGGAAGCUGCUCUGCGGUGUCCUGCCAAAAUAGAGAAGAGAAUCUUUCUCCUUGUUCAGUCCAUUCUGGCGACUAAUGUUAGUCUUGAUACAGCAGAGGGGAGUGGGGAGCUACCUGCAUCACAGCCACUGUCCCAGUUCAAGGCCUCUGCCAUGCCUACCGCAGUCCGCGCUCAUGCCUUCAUCACUCUGGGGAAAUUGUGUCUGCAGCACGAGGACCUGGCAAAGAAGUGUGUCCCGGCUCUGGCUCGUGAGCUGGAGGUCAGCAAGGAGGUCCCCAUUCGCAACAAUGUGAUCAUGGUGAUGUGCGACCUCUGUGUGAGGUACACCACCAUGGUGGACCGCUACAUCCCCAAAAUUGCCGCCUGCCUGAAAGACAGGGAGCCCCUCAUCCGGAAGCAAACCCUGAUCAUGUUGACACACCUGCUUCAGGAGGACUUUGUAAAGUGGAAAGAGUCUCUGUUUUUCCGGUUUGUAGUCGUAUAUGUCGACCCUGAUCCCAGCAUUGCCAGCCUUUGCGAAUUCUGUUUAGUUCACCUGCUGCUUAAGAGAAACCCUACAAUCUUCUCCCAGAAUUUUAUAGAGUGUAUAUUCCAUUUCGUUGGCUAUGAGAAGCAUGACAAGUACAACAAGUUCCCGCAAACAGCACGUGAGAAAGAAGUGUUUUCUUUGAAAGGAGCUCAGAAUAAACAGAAGAGGUUGAAGAUUUAUAAGUUCCUGUUAGACCAUUUCACUGAUGAGCAGAGGUUCAGCAUCACCACCAAAAUCAGCCAGAAUGUUUUGGCCGGUUUUGUGGACGGCUUGGUGCCCCUGGACUCCGACGCCUGCGAGCUGCUGUCAGACACCUUUGCUGUGCUCAGCCUGAAGGAGAUGAAGCUUUCGGCGCUGAGGAGCCAGCCGGAGGAAGAGGUUCCGGCAGACGAUGAGAUGGCCAUGGCCCACGCUGUAAUGCAGGUGGCGCAGAAGAAGCUCAUUUCACAUGUCCAAAAGAAGAAUUUUAUCGAGAAUGUUAUCCCUAUCAUCACAUCUUUGAAAAAUCUGCUAGAGGAAAUGCGCAUCCCGGUACUGAAAGACCUGAUGGCUUACCUGCGAGAAAUGAUGCAGGACUACCGCAGCGAGGUCAAGGAGCUGUUUGCGAUGGACAAGCAGCUGGCAGCAGAGCUGGAGUACGACAUGAAGAAAUACGAGGAGCAGAUGGAAAGAGAAGGAGAGCUGGAGGAAGCCAGCGAUGCUCAGGAAGACCUCAGGCCUUCGCCUCAUUUGUCUCCAGCUCCAACAGCUGCCACUGGUGCUCAGCCUGUCCAAGCCCGGGUCUUGCCUCACAAUACUGCCGCUGUCACUGCCAGCCCUCAAGCCACCUGUCCUGCAACGCCAGUCUUCAUGUCACCCAGGGCUCUGGGAGCAAUUACAGGCAGGCCUCGGGCGAUGUCUCUCAGUACUGCUGCAGUCCUCAACUCUGCCAGGAAAGCUGCCGAAAGUAUGAGGGACCAGCGCAGGAAAACCGCGAGCUCGUUGUCCUCUGCCUCUGACGGAGUGAGCACACCCCGUGGCAGGACAGCUUCCUUUGAAAACUGUGACCAGCCUCCUGGCAGCAGCAGUUCCGCCUUUGUCAACAGGGCCAUCAGUACUCCAGAACAGACCAUUCAUAAUGUGACAUUUGGGGCAGGAGUCAGUUACAUCUCCAGAUCCCUCAAGUCCUCUGAAAGUGAGCUGAGCUACUCUCUGGAAAAAGAAAAAGAUGUCCUUUGCUUAAUGUCUCCAGAUAAACAAGCUCCUCCACCCAGACAGUGGAAAGUAGAUUCUCCUGUUAAUCGGAGGAGCAUUAGAAUCUUGGAGAAGAAAACUCCCUUAAAACCUAAAAAUUAGGACUCAUUGGGGCUCCACACUCUCUCUGUAGCCCCAGUUUAACGAUCCUAUUCCGUAUUUUCUGUACCGGUUUGUUCUUGUUGAAAAAACCCAACAUUUGCAGUUCUUGUUUAUAUGCAUUUAAAUUGUUUUAGCAUUAUAGCCCCUGCAGCAUAAGGCUUGCUUUUGAUUUUUGAAAGGGGCUGCUAAUUACUGUUUUAAAAUACUGUGGUUAAUGACAUCGCCACUACAAUAUUGGUGGGAAUAGGUACAACAAAGACAAUGGGAUUCAGAACUUCACAAGCAUGUGCGGUCAAGUCUAGUUUCUUAAAGCCCUGUUCAUCUCUUGAUUAUGUUGUUAUUUAUGCAUGCUUUUUGGAUAAUGACGUUUUAAAUUUGCUUAUAAGCUGUACAAGAAUCAAACCUUGUAUCUGUAUCAUAGCUUUAUCUGUAUGGAUGUCUGCGCCGGGAAAUAUCGCAGUUGUCUUCAAUGUAUUGCUCUAGCACCAGUUGUACUGUAUGAAUAAACACUUAAUAAAUCA